GUAGUUGCUUGUUAUUUGUUUAACCUCGGUGUGCGAUGUGCUGACUUCUGAAUUUCCGAUGUUCAUUAAUCUCAUAACUCAUUAGCUACAGACGGUUACUAUAAAACGGUUAUAACGUUCUUGUUCUUCAUUUUGUUUUUGUUUUAAUGUUGAUUUAUAUUUUUAUUUCACACCUCGUGUAUCUUGCACACGCGUGCUUGCGAACUCCCGCCGUCGCAUAACAAUAACAACAACAGUCAACAACAAUAAUAAUAAAUGUCUUCGCUGAGCUUGGCGUCGCACGCUGUGGUGAUCAGUCUGUACUCUGUUGAGUGGCCUCUUGCAGUGAACGAAGUGGUGCACGCAACAGUUCAAUACGUUUAAUUAUACGUUAAUACAAUUCUAUCAUCACCGUAAAUGUGUAUGGUGUGCACUAAGCGAUUAAGCUUGGCGUGGCUGUAGUCCUUUACUUACGACAACGACCGACGACCGGUGUUUUGUUUUCUUCGACUGUCGUCAGUAACCGACCUGCCGACAGUGUUGUGUCCUCCCCUCUCUCUCUCUCCGGGUUACGACCGUUCUGGCCCCUUUAUAUUCAAUACAUCCGUGUUCGUCCGUUCGUCGAUCGCGGUGACAAACGCAGCGGCAGUAACGUUCGCGCGCGCAAUCAGGCGAAAUAUGAACAGUGAAAAUGUGGUGUUUAGUGAGCCAACCGAACGCAGUCGUUAUAGAAGUCAGGCUCGACCAUAAGGCAAAAGGUCUGGAGUGCCUGGAGAAGGUAUGUGAAUGUUUGGGCAUCAACAAAGAAUGUGAUUACUUUGGAUUACAGUACAAAACUGUCAAAGGGCAAGAUGUUUGGUUGAAUCUAAGAAAUUUGAUUGAACAUCAAGUUGCUGGAGUUCAUCCAUAUCGCUUUGCACUCAGAGUCAAAUUUUGGGUACCACCACAUUUACUAUUACAAGAAUCUACCCGGUAA
Diuraphis noxia (Russian wheat aphid) is the source of this 955-nucleotide messenger RNA. RefSeq names its product E3 ubiquitin-protein ligase defense repressor 1 (gene dnr1). Lineage: Eukaryota; Metazoa; Arthropoda; Insecta; Hemiptera; Aphididae. Gene Ontology annotation, cellular component: cytoskeleton. Gene Ontology annotation, molecular function: ubiquitin-protein transferase activity. The record is from RefSeq and is a predicted model, not a curated record. Gene Ontology annotation, biological process: ubiquitin-dependent protein catabolic process.